CCGACUCACUCACUCACUCUCGCACACACUUUCUUCGUUGUGAUUGUCACGCACUCAACUCAUUCUGGCUCUCACUCUUGCCUGAUAAGUUGCCUCGUGUUUCUUUCUCACGUACGAUACAGAGAGCUAUCAAUUCACAGUCUCUGUGUUUGAUUUGCCUUGGUGCUUGAAUGGCGGUGGAGAGUCCUCUCCUGCUGCUGCUGCUAUUGUGGUUGUGGUGCUGUUCCUCCUCCUCGGCAUUGUCGUUGGGUUCUUCAAAAUCUGCCGCUGUUGCUGCACAUAAUGUUACUUACGACCGCCGAUCCCUCAUCAUCAAUGGCCAGAGAAAGCUUCUCCUCUCUGCUUCCAUUCAUUACCCUCGCAGCGUCCCUGCGAUGUGGCCGGGACUGGUUCAAACUGCCAAAGAAGGAGGUAUAGAUGUGAUUGAGACCUAUGUGUUUUGGAACGGCCAUGAACUUUCACCAGAUAAUUAUUAUUUUGGAGGACGGUUCGAUCUGGUAAAGUUUGUGAAGAUCGUUCAGCAAGCUGGGAUGUAUUUGAUCCUUCGAAUUGGUCCAUUUGUUGCUGCUGAAUGGAACUUUGGUGGAGUACCUGUUUGGUUGCAUUAUGUGCCUGGCACUGUCUUCCGCACUGAUAAUGAACCCUUCAAGCAUUACAUGCAGAAGUUCAUGACCUUCAUAGUGAACCUUAUGAAGCAAGAGAAGCUUUUUGCAUCACAAGGAGGUCCCAUCAUCUUGGCCCAGGUAGAAAAUGAGUACGGAGACACUGAAAGAUUUUAUGGAGAUGGGGGAAAGCCAUAUGCCAUGUGGGCUGCUAGAAUGGCUCUUUCUCAAAAUAUAGGAGUGCCUUGGAUAAUGUGCCAGCAGUAUGAUGCUCCUGAUCCCGUGAUCAAUACUUGUAAUUCAUUUUACUGCGACCAGUUCACUCCAAAUUCUCCAAACAAGCCCAAAAUGUGGACUGAGAAUUGGCCUGGAUGGUUCAAAACCUUUGGGGCCAGAGAUCCUCACAGGCCACCUGAAGAUGUUGCUUAUUCCGUUGCUCGUUUUUUCCAGAAAGGUGGCAGCUUGCAAAAUUAUUACAUGUAUCAUGGUGGGACAAAUUUUGGUCGAACUUCUGGUGGACCAUUCAUUACCACAAGUUAUGAUUACGAUGCACCUAUUGAUGAAUAUGGAUUACCUAGGCUUCCCAAGUGGGCACACCUCAAAGAACUUCAUAGGGCUAUAAAAUUGUGUGAGCAUGCAUUGCUGAACAGUGAGCCAACCCUGGUUAAGCUAGGCCCUUUACAAGAGGUUGAUGUCUACAAAGAACCGUCAGGUGCUUGUGCUGCAUUUAUUUCUAACAUGGAUGAUAAAAAUGACACGGUAAUAGAGUUUCAGAACAUGUCAUAUCACCUGCCAGCAUGGUCGGUUAGCAUUCUACCAGACUGCAAGAACGUAGUAUUUAACACUGCAAAGGUUGCAUCACAAACUUCUAAAAUUGAGAUGGUACCAAAUAAAGACUUUAAAGGUCUUCAAUGGGAAGUAUUUGUGGAGAAAGCUGGGAUCUCAGGAGAAGCUGAUUUUGUUAGAAAUGGUUUAGUUGAUCAUAUCAAUACUACAAAAGAUACUACGGAUUACCUAUGGUAUACAACAAGUAUACAUGUCGAUGAGAAUGAAGAAUUCUUGAAGAAAGGAGCCCAGCCAAUGCUUAUAGUUGAAUCAAAGGGUCACGCUCUCCAUGCUUUUGUCAAUCAGAAACUUCAAACUAGUGCAUCUGGAAAUGGGUCAGUAUCACCAUUCAAAUUUCGGACUCCCAUUUCUCUCAAGGCAGGGAACAAUGAAAUUGCCCUUUUAAGCAUGACUGUUGGCCUUCAGAAUGCAGGGCCAUUGUAUGAAUGGGUUGGAGCAGGGUUGGCAAGUGUGCAGAUUGAGGGCUUCAACAAUGGGCCAAAGGACUUGUCAACACAUGCUUGGACCUACAAGAUUGGAUUGGAAGGAGAACACCUAGGCCUCUAUAAGGCUGAUGGGUUGAACAGUGUAAAGUGGAUAUCAACUUCUGAACCACCAAAGGAACAGCCUCUUACAUGGUACAAGGUUGUUGUGGAUGCUCCAGCUGGACAUGAACCUAUUGGACUUGAUAUGAUUCAUAUGGGCAAAGGCCUAGCUUGGCUGAAUGGAGAAGAAAUUGGAAGGUACUGGCCUAGGAAAAGCUCUAAAGAUGAUGAAUGUGUACAACAAUGUGAUUACAGAGGUAAAUUUAGCCCCAACAAAUGCAGCACAGGAUGUGGAGAACCAACACAGAGAUGGUACCAUGUUCCAAGGUCUUGGUUCAAGCCAUCUGGAAAUAUUCUUGUGAUCUUUGAGGAGAAGGGAGGAGAUCCUACUAAAAUUAGAUUGUCAAAACGAAAAACCUCAGGUAUCUGUGCUUUUGUUUCAGAGGAGUACCCCUCCUGGUCUGAAUCUUUGCAAAAAGAUGAAAUUGGGGAUUACAAGAGCAAUGCAGCUGUUCAAUUAAAGUGUCCAAUAGAUACUCGCAUUUCCACUGUCAAGUUUGCUAGCCUUGGGACUCCUAAAGGGAGUUGUGGAUCCUACAGCACAGGUGACUGCCAUGACCCCAGUUCAACUUCAGUGGUUGAAAAGGUUUGUUUAAAUAAAACCGAGUGCACAAUCGAAUUAACAGAAGAGAGUUUUAGCAAGGGACUGUGUGCCGGAACACCUAAGAGGCUGGCAGUUGAAGUGGUUUGCAGCUGAGUUACCAGUUUAUUCGCCUUAGAUUCGAUCAAGCUGAGAAGGUUAAAUUGUUUAGAUGUUUAUGGAAAUUUGUUCGCUGAACUAAAUAUAUAUAUCUUGACACUGCUGUUGCUUCUCUUUUUGUCAAUUUCGGUGCCAUAAGCUUGAGAGUUGAGAGACAGCUAAUUGCUGCUGCCUGCAUUGUUGAAAUUUGAUUUUCUUUCCAAAUAAGAGAAUAGGUGCAAGAAAUAACUUACCUAGUGGAUAAAUUUAGUAUGUUUUUUCCAACUCUGGUGAAAAUCCAAUCGAAGAUAUGGCAGCUAAGUUUCAGUAUAUUGUUUGGUUGGCUGGUUUUUGUGUUC
Messenger RNA from Diospyros lotus (date-plum), 3070 nucleotides. Its product is annotated as beta-galactosidase 10. The record is from RefSeq and is a predicted model, not a curated record. Gene Ontology annotation, cellular component: vacuole; cell wall. Gene Ontology annotation, biological process: carbohydrate metabolic process. Gene Ontology annotation, molecular function: carbohydrate binding; beta-galactosidase activity. The transcript is spliced from 19 exons. Bases 171 to 2729 code for a protein of 852 amino acids. Lineage: Eukaryota; Viridiplantae; Streptophyta; Magnoliopsida; Ericales; Ebenaceae.